ACUUCCAUAGUUCCACUGACUUAUUACCACCACCUACUUUAAACUUCUUCUGCUUCACUUUCAUGCGUUCACUAUCUCUUCUAUCAUCUCUUGCAAUUCCUCUUUGCUUCACAGUACUGUAACCUAUCUCUCUUUUAUUUCAUUCAGAUCUAUUCAGCUCUUUUGAUCAUAAUGGCUUUGCUAACCUUCGAAAGAGCCUCUUCUUCUUCUUCCACUUCCCGAUGGAACUAUGAUGUCUUCUUGAACUUUAGAGGUGAAGAUACCCGCUAUGGUUUUAUAAGCCAUUUAUAUAAAGCACUGUGUGACAAUGGCUUUAACACCUUCAUCGAUGAUAACCUUCAGAGAGGAGAAAAAAUUUCAACUGAACUUCUCAGAACCAUUGAAUUGUCAAUGAUUUCAAUUGUCGUAUUGUCUGAAGACUAUGCAUCUUCUACUUGGUGCUUGGAUGAACUAGUUAAGAUUCUUGAGUGUAGGAUAAAUGGGCAAUUGGUUUUACCGGUGUUUUACAAAGUGGAUCCAUCAGAAAUACGUAAACAAGAGAGGAAAUUUGGAGUAGCAUUGGCUAAACAUGAAGAAAAAUUCAAGGAUGAGAUUGGCAAGGUGCAGAGGUGGAAGGAGGCUCUAAGUGAAGUCGGUAGUUUGUCUGGAUGGCAUUAUGAGAAUAGCUGCCCUGAAUCGAAAUUUAUCCAGGAAAUUAUUGAAAGGAUAUCGAGAGUCGAAUUAAAUCGCACGCGAUUAUUUGUUGCUAAAUACCCAAUUGGAGUAAAUUCUCGUGCAAAGGCCAUAGAAUUGCUUUUAGAUGUUGAGUCAAAUGAUGUUCGAAUGGUAGGAAUUCAUGGACUUGGGGGAAUAGGAAAGACUACAAUUGCAAAAGCUGUUUAUAAUAGAAUUGUUGAUCAUUUUGAAGGAAGCUGCUUUCUAGAGGAUGUCAAAGAAAAGUCAAGAACAAAGAAUGGUAUAAUCCAACUACAAGAGAAACUUCUUUCCACAAUCUUGCGGGUUAGGCAUUUGAAGGUAGAUAGUGUACCCCAAGGAAUAAAUUUGAUAAUGAAAAGGCUUCGCAAUAAAAGGGUUCUUUUAAUUCUUGAUGAUGUGGAUAAAUCAAAACAUAUAGAAAAUUUGCUUGAAAAAUGUGAUUGGUUUGCUUCGGGAAGUAGAGUCAUUAUAACAACAAGAGAUAAACACUUGCUAACUACUCUUGGAAAAGUUUGUACAACUUACAAGGUCGAGGAAUUAGAUGUUGAUGAAGCUCUUGAACUCUUUAGUCAACAUGCCUUCCAUGGAAAUAAACCUGAGGAAGAUUAUUUUGAACUUGCAAGCCAAGUUAUACAUUAUGCCAAAGGACUUCCCUUAGCUCUAGCAAUAAUAGGUUCUGAUUUGUGUGGAAGAACUAUAAUUGAAUGGAAAAGUGCAUUAGAUAAAUAUAACAAAAUUCCCAAUGAAGACAUUCAAGAAAUACUUAAAGUAAGUUAUGAUGGAUUGGAAGAAAGCGAAAAACACAUUUUCCUCGAUAUUGCAAGUUUCUUCAAAGGAAUGAGAAAGGGUUAUGUUACAAAAAUUUUAGAUGCUUGUGAUUUAUUUCCAGAUUAUGGUAUUUCAAAACUUGUUGAUAAGUGUCUUAUAACUAUUGAUGAACAUGGUUUAUUGUCAAUGCAUGACUUGAUACAACAAAUGGGUAGAGAAGUUGUUCGGCGAGAAUCACCACAAAUUCUUGGAGAACGUAGUAGGUUAUGGCGUCAUAAGGAUUCUUAUGAAGUACUAACCGGAAAUAAGGGAUCGGACAAAAUUCGAGGCAUACUAUUCCAUCCGCCUGAACCGGUAAAGGUGCAACUACACACUGAAGUUUUCAAAAGGAUGGAAAAUCUCAAAUUUCUUAUAGUUGAAAAUGUAGAUAUUUGUGAAGCACUUAAUUAUCUUCCCAAUGGGUUAAGGUUUCUUAAGUGGCCUGAAUAUCGUUAUUCCUUGCCAUCCAAAUAUUGUCCUCAACAACUUGUUGCUCUUGAGAUGUCACAUAGUCAAAUUAGAUUGGAGAAGCUUUUCAAGCAGGGGUUUCAAUUCAAAAAUUUGAAAGAUGUCAAUCUCAAACAUUGUGAAUUUAUUACGAAAUUACCUGAUAUAUGCACUCCAAACUUAGAGACAUUGGAACUUUUUUCUUGUAAAAAUUUAGUUGAGAUUCAUGAGUCUUUUGGAUUUCAUGAAAAGCUUAAAAAAUGGAGCCUCGAUUGUUGCAAAAAACUUAAGAUUCUUCCAAGGAACUUGAUGUUGAAAUCUCUUGAACAAUUUAAUCUUCGUGAGUGCCCAAGGCUUGAGAUGUUCCCUAAUAUUCAUCCUGAAAUGAAAGAUUUAAAGGUAUUAAAUUUAACUGGGAGUAGUAUUAGAGAGUUGCCUUCAUCAAUUGGGUAUCUCACUGGGCUUGAGAGAUUAGACGUAUAUGGUUGCCAAAACCUUAGGGAUCUUCCAGAUAGCAUCUACAAAUUGCAACAGCUUAUGGAAUUAGAGAUUACUACUACCAAAUUGAGAACGGUGUACGAUUCUUUUGAUAGCUUUUCUGGAAAUGGGUUUCUGAAGAUGAAAAUUCUACAUCUCAACCCUAAUGUAAAUCUAAAUAGAUUAGAUAUUUUGAUGAAGCCUGAUUACUUCCCUGCUUUGGAAAGUCUAUAUCUCAGUGGAACCAAUAUUAUUACCAUCCCCGAAAGUUUCAGCAGAUUUCCUAGAUUAAAGACACUUUCAAUUUUAAAUUGCAAGCAACUUCGUGAAAUUCUAGGACUGCCACAAUCAAUACGUUCUGUAGAUGCAACAAAUUGCAUGUCGUUGGAUCCACAAUCAUCAUUGAGUCAGAUUAUAGAAACUAUGGGGAUUUUACCAAAUAGAGUAUAUGAAGGUUCAAGAAGUGACCUAUUAAUGGAUCCACAGUCCUCAACCAGAUUAUCACAUAAAGUUCUUCUCUCUGAUUAUGAGGGCUCUGGAAUUGAAGCUGAGGAUGAUGAUUGUGAAAUUAUGGAAAUUUUACCAAAUAGAGCAUGUGAAGGUUUAACAAGUGAGGAUCCACAGUCCUCCAAUGACUUUGCAUCUGAAAUUGCGGGCUCUGAAACCGAAGAUUGUGUUUUUAUAAUACCAAGAGCUGUGAUUCCAAAGUGGUUCAACCAUCAUAGUGUUGGAAAUUCCAUAUCAUUCUGGGUUGGUCGCAGAUUUCCAAAUCUUUUUGCUAUCUGUAUUGCUCUUGGACCAGAGGAGGAGGCACAAAAGAUUGAAUAUUCUUGCUCUGUUAGAGUUGACGCUUCCAUCAAUGGUUGUGAAACACUUCACUUUGGGGAUAUUGGUUUUAAAGAACAUCCUAAUCAUCUGUGGUUAUAUUCUCUGUCUCAUCAGCGUAUGCAGGAGCAUUUAAAUUACUCAAAUCCAUCUGAACAUAAUCAUGUUGAGGUUCAAUACGAAAUCUAUGGUAAUAAACCCAGAUCUUUUUAUGAGCUACUUAAUCAUAUUGUCAUAAAAAGGUGGGGGGUUUAUGCAGAAUGCAUUUGUGGCCCUCAAAAAUCUGGUAUUCCUAACUUGCACCUUCCGAGUGCUAGCCAUGAUGAGGAUUAUGAUGAUGAUGAUGAUGAUUUGAGUGUGUUGCCACUUCCCAAUACACGUACUAACCUUGGAACUGAUGAUUUGGUUGCAAGAGAAUAUCAACCUCCUCUGGUCUUUGAUGACACAUCUAAUUGGUGCAUGACUUGGCUAGUUGGGCCAACUGCCAAGUUUUUGAAGGCAUUUUGCUGCCUGGAGAUUUUUCCUGAAAGGGUCACUGAGGCCCUUAGAGCUUAGUGUUGAUCUGCCUGGAGAUUUCCUUCUAGAGAAAAAAUAAGUGAGGCCUCCAAUGGAUCUGAUGCCAGAUAUGAGAUAUGGAUUAACUUUAGUGAUGAGUUUGAUUUGGAUUCAUCUUCAAUGAUUCGUGAAUUUGUAAACAAUGACUCUGAACGUAAUCUCUAUCCACCAGAAAAUGAGGAAAUUCUGAUCCAACUUUGAAGAAAAUGCCUCCACCUAAAAAGAACCUUGAAACUGUUUUCUCCUUUGCCGUUCCAUUCAAUUUCUUAUGCAUUUUAUGCCAAGGUGAGGAUCUUAGGGACUUCUUGACGAUAGGAGAAGAGAAUAUCUUUUAAAGAGGAGCUUCUUGUCAUACAAUUUUGGAAGAACAUUAAGUUCCGACAAAUUUGAUAAAGAUAAACAACUAGCAGCAGUUAUCAAGCAUAUGGUUUUGACUUUGUGAGGAUCUUAGGGACUACUUGAUGCUUUCUUGUCAUACAAUUUUGGAAGAACAUUGCUUCCAACAAAUUUGAGAAAGAUAAACAACUAGCAGCAGUUAUCAAGCAUAUGGUUUUGACUCUGUAAACUCCUUCCUUGCACUUGAAAGUUGUGACUUUUUUUUUCUAACAUAAUAGGUGAUCAAUGAUUUAUGAUAAUCUGUUGUUAGCACAUGACCUGGUUGAGAAAAUUAGAGACUAGGAGGUGGAUAAUUUGGUUGGUAGCUUAUAAAGUUGAUAUGAAUAAAGUUUAUGAUAAGACGUAUCUAGGACUUCAUUUUUACUAUGCUGGAAGAAAUGAAUUUUUGAUUAAGCAGUGCAUCUGCACAAUUUCUAUCAGAUUCUAUUGAAUGGUUCCCUGGGUAAAAUUAUUUUC
Messenger RNA from Quercus robur (English oak), 4659 nucleotides. Its product is annotated as TMV resistance protein N-like. The record is from RefSeq and is a predicted model, not a curated record. Gene Ontology annotation, molecular function: ADP binding; protein binding; ATP hydrolysis activity. Lineage: Eukaryota; Viridiplantae; Streptophyta; Magnoliopsida; Fagales; Fagaceae. Bases 172 to 3807 code for a protein of 1211 amino acids. The transcript is spliced from 7 exons. Gene Ontology annotation, biological process: defense response; signal transduction.